This is a messenger RNA of Corticium candelabrum, 4304 nucleotides long. RefSeq lists its product as uncharacterized. Lineage: Eukaryota; Metazoa; Porifera; Homoscleromorpha; Homosclerophorida; Plakinidae. Gene Ontology annotation, cellular component: Cul2-RING ubiquitin ligase complex. The transcript has 10 exons. The record is from RefSeq and is a predicted model, not a curated record. Bases 31 to 3948 code for a protein of 1305 amino acids.
CGGAACUGUACGUACACGUGUACCACAGCCAUGAUGUUUGACUCAUCAGGAAAUGAAUAUGAGCCUGAUGAUAGCUACAACUACUACGACCGUGACACUGACCGAGGUUAUAUGGAUAGCCCAACAUAUCAGUCAGACCCAGACAUGGAGGUUACCGGUAGUCUGCUGGAGAAGGAGGAACCAGAAGUAGUAAUGUGUAGCGACAAGGGUGUCGUCAGUUCUCUCUCUCAGCAGGCGGCUAAUGUAAUUGGAGCUAGAUUGCCUUUUGAGGCAGUAGAACUGUGGGCUCAGCGACUAGGCAAGAAAAUGGCCGAAGAAGUUCAGCUGGCUGUCAUGAAGGCGUCGUUUCCCGUUGACAAGGGUCUCAUUAGACGUUACGCUUACCUAUCUCGGAAAACUACAGGAUACAACAAAUUCUCUGAUCUGUUCCAGCAACCAACCAGAAUUACAAGACACACAGACAAUCUUGAGUUUACUGUGGAAGAUGCAAUGCAGAUUGAACAUUCUGACUCCAAUUGGUGUGAGCACGUUGUCGCACUUAUAUUUCAUCGUAUGAAUAAUCCAGAAAAAGUAAAGUAUCGUCUGCCAGUGUCUGAUUCUGUUCAUCUUCUUUCUGAAAGCGAGCAGAAGCAAUUCAUCAACAUACUUCUCGCUCAUCGUCCUUUGGAAACGUUGGCUUUUGCACAAGAAACUCUAGACAAGAUUUUGAAAAUGAAGGACAGCAACAGAGUUAGCAGCCAAUGCGAAAGUUUACACAACACGUUAGUCGUCAACGUGCCAGAUCCAACUGCAGGUGGAGCAGUGGAUGCUGAAGGAUUAUGGAAUGUGGAUGAAAAUGACGUUCGUCAAAUUUCACAAGAAUUCUUUCGCAAUGAUUCGGCUCUCUGUGUCUCUCCUCUCGUUGAUCAAUAUCGAGAAAAGUCUGAAUCUUGGGAUACAAUUUUGAAGAGAGCAACGAAUGAGAGUGAAACAUCAAUUUCUUCAAUCUUUGAUAAUGGCAGUUUUGAAGAAAGCAAAAGGCCGUCGCACUCUUUUAACCAAAAAGUCGAUACCAUGCUUCAGGUUAUCACCGACUUGACAAAGAAAGGUGAGAAGAGCCCAGUUGCAGCUCUCACUAUUAUUACUGAAGAGUGGCUGGAAGCAUUGGCAAAAAGAGCUAUUGGAAGCGAAGAGAUGAGAAAGUACUCCUCCCAAUCAAGCAAUGAGGAGUGCAAUGUCUUCGAAGUAAUACCUCAAAUGAUACCUCAAGAAGUUUACUCACAGAUGCCACGGCAGGCAAGGAACGUUCGAUUUCUCUCAGCAAUUGGAUCUUUCUUUGUUCCCGACAAGCUAGCAGUCAGUUGGAGAAGAGCAGCAUUUGGUUUGAUAUUUGAUGAUGAUUUGAUAUCAUCGAUUCGACACAAACUAAAGGGUUUGGCUCAAAAGCUUGUCAACAUCGUUACUUUGGCUUUGACCAACAUGGAAAAUGAAAUGCAGCGUUUGAGCAGACGAAUUGGCUACUACUCGACACAGACAGAUGAAGCUUUUUGGAGUAAUCUUUCGGAAUGGAACAGAUUCCAACACAUAGCAGACCUCCUCAAUCCAACGGUUUGUGAAGUAUUCAAGGCUCUGUCGAAGGAUGUCAUUUCUGUAAGCAAAUCUCCUGUCUUGCCGUCUACAUCUACUGGAUUUGAAGUGCUCUACACCGGUGCCUAUCUCGUCUUAUGUCUAAUGGACAGUGUAACAAACAAGGAAGCUGCUGAAAUUCUGGCAAGAAGUUGCAUUAUGCAAACUUUCAAUCCUAUUCUAUUACCCAGGCAUCACGAGAACGAUUGUGAUUCCAACAAAGAAAUGGCUUGGGAAUCAGGACACGAAUUGUUUUCUACAGUUGUUCAAUGCCAUGAUAAAAUUGCUGAGUCAUUCUGGGGUGGCAGUUGUAAAACUGGUUUGAUAUAUGUUGUAAAUGUUCUCUUUACUGCUAUCGAAACAAGUUUGUGGGCUUGGUCUGUAAGGUAUACAUGGAAUGUGGCACCUUGGAUCAACAGGUUACUAGCUACGGGUCUAAUGGGCAUGGGAAUGGAUUCCACAUUGAAUAUCGUGAACAUAGUAGCACCAGCAGCUAUGGUUUUGGGAUUGCUAUGCGUUGUUUUGCCGAUAGACACCGAGAACAGUUCAUCAACUGAACAAGCUGCAGUUGCUAGGGAAAAGAACAGAAUUUUGUCAAUAAUGUUUCAACGCAUGAGUGAAAUGAAUGAUGAAAUUCCACAGCAAAUCAGUUUGUUGGCUCCGUUUCUGGAACAAAAUGUCGUACAUCUUGACGCACCUUCUACUGCGCUGCUGUUGCUUCACAGUGCAAUCUUGUUGAAUCCCGAGCUUGAAGUUAGCAGUAGCGAGGAACAAAGACGGUUCCUAUCUGCCAUAAUUGCAGCCUUGAGACAGCAGACGGUAGUCUUAGCCAGUCUUUUGACUGGAACAUCUUCCGUCGAUUUCAGCUGUUAUGAAACUCAGUGUGCUGCAUCUACAAUUAUGGCUUUGAAAACUUAUUUACGAUCGGAGGAAGACCUUAGUCUUGUAUUUGGCUGUAUCACAGAUCCAAUAUUGCAACUAUUACAAGAAGGGAAUGCGACGAAGACCAUCGGCGACAAGAAAACCACUCAAGGGAAGAGCAAGAAACAUUCACAGAAAACCAUAAAUAUUGUGUUGAAUAAUAGCCUGCUUAGCUUUUAUGUCGAAGACGGAUUUAGAAUCGCAAGCGUCUUGUGUGACACCACUACCAGUCACUUCGGAUAUUCAGAGAGUCGAAUAGAUAAGCGACUUUUGCUGUUGAAAUCACCGAUCGCAGAGCUAGUGGAAAAUUCAGAUUUGAGGUCAAGAGAACAAAACCCAAAGUCUUUAUUACCGUCUCCUCUGACUCGGCGCAGAUUAAAGAAAGAGAGACCGAGAGAAUCUACGCUAAAGUGGCAAACUGCAUUAGAUCUCCUGUUAUUUCUUCUGCGUGUAGACUUGUUCUCUGGAGAAGAGAGAAGAAGAGGGACACGCUGUUCACUCACGCUUUUGCAAACUGCCGCUGGAAGAGUUGGGGCCAUUUCAUUUUUAGGGAAACUUUCUGUUGCUAGAGAUUGGAGUAAUGUGAUUACAGCUAAAGAACUAUUGAGUUCCUUCCUGUCGCAAAACGAAUUUCAGAGAUCUUUCUUGUCUCGAAAAGAAGGAUGUGCUUCUGCGAUUGCUACCCUGAAAGACAUAUUUACUAGUUGCGCUGCUCUUCUUUCUGUGAAAUACAGCCCUAAGUUAUACCAAUCAGCAUGUUGUCUGGAAAUAGUGGAUGAUAUCAUAGUUGAUGUACUGACAGACGAUUAUGACUUGCAGCAGAAACUUUCCCACGAGUUGCUCUUUCUUUUGGCUCAACAUGAGACUGAAAAAGCUACACUAACACAGCGAUUGCAAGUGGGUAUAGCUGCAAUAAAUGGCUGGCAGCAGUAUCUCAGCACCUCCGUCAGUUCUCUCAAGCUCAUCAACGUUUAUCUGGAACGCUAUCAAUCCUUAAACCCUGAUGACACCGCAAUAUUGGGAUGCUUGCGUCUGGCGACCUUGGCAGUUCGCGUUGACAACGAAGCGUUACUUCCACAUCAUACACAUCUACAGGCAACGGCGUACAAUAAUAUGGAAGAAGUUUCUCAACUUCUCUCUGUGCUAUCGCAAGAUUGGAUUGACCCAGUGAUUGCAACUAUUGUUCUUGUUGAGGUGUGUCGCAGACUUCAAGAUCCUAUUGAGGAAACAUUACCACAGGACUUUUUGCUGUGUUCGAAAAAUUUUAUUUUAUCCUAUUUACAACAGGUGUUUUGUGCUCACAACAAAUUCAUGAACAGUUCCAAUGCUGAAGAAAUGUUCUGCAAACUCUCUAAUGGAAGUCAUGUAGCCAAAGAAGUUGCUCAAAAAUUAAAGACUUCAAUUGCUACGUUUUUGGUUUAAUACAAAAAUCUUGCUACCAAAUCUACACAUUCCACGAAGAAAGCCAAAUCCAAUACACUUGAUCGAUUACCUUACGUUUGUGAUCUCGUUUGUCUCCAGUUUCUCUGCCGAGUUUGUCCAAAUGAUGGGUUCGAUUUUGAGGCUCUAAUAAAACUUGGAAAUGAAAGGCAAUCUCAUUGUUAUGAUCACGAUUACGAGUACGCAUUUCCUGAAGUCGUGAAGGCAUUCAAACGGCGAUAGAACGCUAAAAUUGCCGCUAAAACUGCCGCUAUAGCACCACAGCCGCAAACGCGAUAACCAAUUCCGGUAAAGUUUUAAUAAAGUUUGGCAGUUGCUCGCUUUUCAGAAGGCAAUGC